AACAAACUGGCAGCAUUCAGUCAGUUGCCGACUCUCAAGGCGCCAGGAUAUCCGCAGCGCUUGCCCAAGGAUAUUAAGCCCAACACCGUAAAACCAAAACAAAACGCUUUGGCGCGAAACGGAAGCCGGAAAUUAGAGUCCUAAACGGAAAUUCCUCAAAAAAAUAUAAACUGAAACAGUGAUUUAAAUAACCAAUCUGGCCAUGUCCCGACGCAAACAGGCCAAGCCGCGCGCCUGUCUCAAACUUGGCGAAAAGGACGAUGAGGAGAACACUGGAGGCCUGCUGGAGCCCAAGGAGGAGCUACUGAGUGGCGAUGAGGAGAACGAGGAUAAUGAGGAUGAGGACGAGGAGCUCGGGCCCGAUGAGGAGGCGCCCGAGGGAGGGGAGCUGGCCGCCCAGUUCGGGUCCAAUGAAUCACAGCAACAACAGCAACACCAACACCAAAGCUGGCCAACAGCUGAUGAGCCCGUGGCCCCAGUUGCAGUGGCAAAAGAAGAAGCAGAGGAUGCAGAAGCCGAGGCAGAAGAACUACAACACCCACGGGAUGGGGCAGCUGCAUCCGAUGCUGCCACUGCCACUACCACUGCCGCCACUGAUGCUGCCAAUGCCAACGGACACUGCAAGUCCUCUGAGCCCGAAGACGGAGAGCCGGACGCGGAGGAGCUGGACCUGGACGAGGAGCUACUCAGUCUCAGCGGUGACGAAGACUACGAUGAUGAAGAGCUGCAGAGCCUGGACAGCUUCUAUUCAGGUAAGUACUGUCUGUCACACACGUUCUGUUCGGUGCCUGCAUUCCAAUGCCACAUUCCACAAAAUAAAUAG
Messenger RNA from Drosophila ananassae, 823 nucleotides. Its product is annotated as coiled-coil domain-containing protein 96-like. The record is from RefSeq and is a predicted model, not a curated record. NCBI's taxonomy places the organism in Eukaryota, Metazoa, Arthropoda, Insecta, Diptera, Drosophilidae. Bases 203 to 823 code for a protein of 206 amino acids. The transcript is spliced from 3 exons.